This is a messenger RNA of Eleginops maclovinus (Patagonian blennie), 2614 nucleotides long. RefSeq names its product putative monooxygenase p33MONOX. Bases 192 to 1127 code for a protein of 311 amino acids. Lineage: Eukaryota; Metazoa; Chordata; Actinopteri; Perciformes; Eleginopidae. The record is from RefSeq and is a predicted model, not a curated record. The transcript is spliced from 9 exons. Gene Ontology annotation, cellular component: cytoplasm.
ACGUCGUCUAGCGUUCCAUUGAGGAAGCAGUUUUUUUAUUUAUCGCAAAGAAUAAUGGCUGCUAUCCGAGUUCUCUGUUUUCUACGCGGUCCAGUCGACAUUGCAGGGUCACAGAUGCCUCAGUCGUCUCUUUGAACACUCCUUUUCUUCUGAUCCUCUCCUGGUUGAUCUUGUUUCUCAUUUCUGAAAUCAUGUCUGGCUCGGGGGACAUACCAGCCAUCGAGGGCCCCGGGAUGGGAGCUAUGAGGCUUCCCAUCGGGAUGACGCGGCGAGCCAUCAGCUACGACGAUAACCUGGAGGCCCCUAUGUCCACGCCCCCCCACGACAUCAGCAUCAACAACCUGUGGAGACGACCCGUCAUACCGGAGAGGAAGUUCUCACGCCUGGCUGAGGAGGAUGAGAGUGGUGCAGUGAGACAGUUCUCUGUGGCGGACAGCGCCCCCUCCAGGUCUCCAGUGGUAGUGAAAACCAAGGCUUCCUCCAUCAUGAACUCUCUCAUCACCAAGCAGACCCAGGACAGUGUGUAUAGGUUUGAGCAGAGGGCCGGGCUCACCGACACCAGCUACACCCCCCACAAAGGCCUCACCGCUGAGGAGACCAGGCACCACCACCGCAUGCCUGAAUCCCUGCAGAAACUGCAGAUCCAGAGCAUGGAGGCCAGAGAGGAGCGGCAGAGCUCCUCAGCUCAGUCCACUCCAUCAAACACACCACACACCUCUCCAAAACAACAACGCAGGGGCUGGUUCGGCAGUACCAGUUCCGAUGUCAGCUCCUGCAACAGCAGCGUGGACAUCGUAGACCCGGUGGGGGGAGGAGGAGGAGGAGGAGCGGGAGCGGUUGAACGGUGGGGCGUGUUUGGGCCGCGGCCGAUGGUCCACAAGUCCACCUCUGACCUGGGAUCAGACCCUGCAGCCGGCUUUGCGCUGCAGGCGUACCGCGGCGCCCAGAAGCCGAGCCCUAUGGAGGUGAUGAAGUCGCAGGCCACUCGGCUGGCUGACGGCACCCCCGCUCAGGCCAUGGCCCCUCCCAAGAUGGAGAUCCCCAUGGUGGAUGGUCGCCGGCAGGGGCCACGGCCACACAAGCUCAAACCCCGUGACAUGAACAUCCUGACGCCCUCCGGCUUCUGAGCGGACACUACACACUCAGCUGCAGCCUGCUGUCAUCAAUGAAUUCAAAAUGGGCCGAUCCUGGGAGCUAUGUCCAGCUGAAGGUGAUGGUGAUGGUGAUGGGUCCCCUGUAAAUGCACUUUAUCCUCACGAUUACCCCCCUCCGACCCGGACCCUCGCAGCCCGCCAGGAUGCAAAUGACUUUUUCUGUGUUCAUAGUCUUAACAUCAUUCAAAGUAAACUUCAUUUGUCUUCUUAAAGGGACAUUUCAAUAAGCAGAGCAGCAACACAAACUCCCAAACAGUUCCUUAAAUUGUAGUUUAAUAUGAAUCAAAGCAACAGAACAAAAAUGAAAAAACAUUCUCAGGAAAUGUGUCCGGCUCCUGCUCACUGAAACUUCUCUGUUCUUUUUAUAGAUGUUUUUAUUUAUGGAUAUUUUAUCUGUUACUAGAGCAACAGAUUGUGUUCCUUUAGCGAUCACACGGUAAAAUAACAAUGUGUUAAAAAAAAUCAGAGCAACAUGUGGGGGGCUCACACACCGUCAGACUGCAGUGCUUCAGGGCUUUCUGGUUCAAUCAAAAUGGAAUAUGAGGGUUUAAAUAUUCUUCUAGUUGUCAGUGUGUGAGCUCAGGUUACAUGUCUGUACCACAGGUCAGAUAUGAAGAGUGUGUGUGUGUGUGUGUGUGUGUUGACUGAAGAGAAAGAUCCUGCAGAAACCCUGACAGACCUAAAGAGCGUUUCACUUUUGGCAUUUUAGUCAAUAGACCAACAGGACAAUUCUUCUUGUGCUGUAUUGCAAACAUAUCAUACCUUCUUUUUUUCAAGGAAUCCAACAUUGAGUGGUUUAUUUGACUAAUUUUGUCAAUUUCUUUCUGUAGAUUUUGCCUAAAUUCAACAUUUUUGUUGUCAGUAAACUAUAUUUAAAAAGAAAUGAAUUCUCUUAGUGUAAGUAAUCAGCUGGGGAAGUUUCAUGGUGAUAUGCAUUUGUUAAAUAUUUGACACCUGUAGUGUCUCCUAUUAAAGAUGAAUGCAGAGCCUACCUGCAGUGCUAAUAAACAGCUGUUUAUACAGGGUUUCUGCAGGAGUGUGUGUGUGUGUGUGUGUGAAGCUUCGUAGAGCCGAGCAAGCGCUAUGAAUUAUCUGUCAAAUGAAAUCUAGCACCUGGCUGAUUAUUAUCAUUUCACUCUUAUUGUCAAGUGAUUGAAGUCUGUUGCGUGAUGUGACACCGCGGUGGAAGUGAAGUGUCAUGUUGUUUUCCUCCUGUGACGUCGGUCAGCUGUUCUGAUACAAAAGAUAACACUCUCAAUAUGAAAUGACUGUUUGUUUGUGCUGUUUGUCCCUUUUUUAAAUCUCUCCCUCUCUGAAGUGUCACUCCUGAAGCUCCUCUGUGUGAAUUGUCUGUUCAACAUUUGAUGGUUAAGAGACGUUUUCCUUGUUUGAGCAGACUGUACGCUUUUGGUUUCUUUGCCAAAACGGUUGAUUUGAGAAUAAAUGUGACAUUCUCGUCA